Drosophila innubila is the source of this 2052-nucleotide messenger RNA. RefSeq names its product chitooligosaccharidolytic beta-N-acetylglucosaminidase (gene Hexo1). Gene Ontology annotation, biological process: glycosaminoglycan metabolic process; ganglioside catabolic process; carbohydrate metabolic process. The transcript is spliced from 3 exons. The record is from RefSeq and is a predicted model, not a curated record. NCBI's taxonomy places the organism in Eukaryota, Metazoa, Arthropoda, Insecta, Diptera, Drosophilidae. Gene Ontology annotation, cellular component: membrane. Gene Ontology annotation, molecular function: beta-N-acetylhexosaminidase activity. The coding region runs from base 130 to 1947 and encodes 605 amino acids.
AUAUAGAUUUAUAUAGCGGCGAACUUGCGAAUCGAUAGGGGUUCCAAAGAGAAACCCGUUUUGUAAUUAUUAUUCCCAGUGCGUUGAACAGUUAUUGUUUUUGUUUGUGUCUUAUAAAACGUCGUCAAAAUGAAGUUUUUGUCGCUGGCGGUGACCGCACUGUUGGCCUUUGGCUUAACGCCAUCACCUGGAGCUGCCUUAGGAGCUGAUGAUCUGAUUUAUGGCUACGAGUGCCAGAGAGGCGUCUGUCGCAAGCUGGAGCUGACGGAGAAGAACUUCGCCAAGGCGAUCAGUCUCCCGGUCUGCCGACUCUUCUGUGGCAGCAACAUUGGCACCCUGUGGCCCAAACCCACGGGAGCUGUGCAGCUGGAACCCGUAAUGCGUCAAGUGGACAUUUCCAGCAUUGCAUUCCAAGUGAGUGGCACGGAUAACAAGGACAAGCUGUGGAAGAAGGUGGAGAAGCGGUGGAUGGACCAGCUGAAUGCAAAGAUUCCCAAUCGCAGAAGCCUCACCAAGGGUGGCUAUCGAUUCACCAUCAACAUCCACACCGCUGAAACGGAACUUCCCACCAGACUGGAGCUGGAGACGGAUGAAAGCUAUGUGCUGAACAUUGACUCCAAUGCCGCUGGACAGGUUAAUGCCAACAUUACGGCGGCCAGCUUCUAUGGAGCACGUCAUGGUCUGGAGACGCUAAAUCAGUUGAUUGUCUUUGACGAUAUACGCCGUGAGGUGCAGGUUACGGCAAAUGCCUCUAUCAGCGAUGCUCCCGUCUUCAAGUGGCGUGGCGUCGUCCUGGACACAUCCCGCAACUACUACUCUGUGAAGUCUAUUAAGCGAACCAUUGAUGCCAUGGCCAUGGUCAAGUUGAACACCUUCCACUGGCAUAUCACCGACUCUCACAGCUUCCCCCUGGAGGUGGCCAAUCGUCCGGAGCUGUCCAAGCUGGGUGCCUAUACGCCCAGCAAGGUCUACACCCACCAGGCUGUCCAGGAUGUCGUCGAGUAUGCCCAGGUGCGAGGUAUACGUGUGCUGCCCGAGUUCGACAGUCCCGCCCAUGUGGGUGAGGGAUGGCAGCACAAGAACAUGACCGCCUGCUUCAAUGCCCAGCCCUGGGCGCAGUACUGUGUGGAGCCACCUUGCGGACAACUGGAUCCCUCCAACUCGGACAUGUACAAUGUGCUGCAGGACAUCUUUGGCGACAUGUGGAAGCUGCACAAUCCCGAUGUCUUUCACAUGGGCGGCGAUGAAGUCUCCGUCGCCUGUUGGAACAGCAGCGAGACCAUUCGCAACUGGAUGACGGCACGUGGCUGGGGAUUAACCGAAGCGGACUUUAUGCGCCUGUGGGGACACUAUCAAACGGAGGCACUGAAACGUCUGGACAUUGUAGCCGGCGGAGCAAAAGUGCCCAUUAUUCUGUGGACCAGCCGGUUGACGGAUGAGCCCUACAUUGACGAGUACCUGGAUCCCCAGCGUUAUAUUAUACAAAUCUGGACAAAGGGGGAUGAUCGUGUGAUUCAGAAGAUCUUAAAGCGUGGCUUCCGCAUCAUCGUGUCCAACUACGAUGCUCUCUACUUUGACUGCGGUGGUGCUGGCUGGGUGGAUGGUGGCAACAACUGGUGCUCUCCCUACAUUGGCUGGCAGAAGGUCUACGACAAUAACAUCAGUCAAAUCGGUGGGGAUUACCCCAAUCAUGUGCUGGGCGCGGAGGCAGCCAUCUGGUCGGAGCAGAUUGAUGAGCACACACUGGACAAUCGCUUCUGGCCCAGAGCCAGCGCUUUGGCCGAACGUCUCUGGUCUAAUCCCGUCGAGGGCUGGAAGCAGGCGGAGGCACGCAUGCUGCUGCAUCGGGAACGCCUUGUGGAGAACGGCAUUGGAGCCGAGGCACUGCAGCCUCAGUGGUGUCUGCAGAAUGAGAACGAGUGUCCCGUUGACGCCUACACCUCAUAGCCAGUUGGAUGCACUGCAUCCACAUGAAAUUGUUGUUCAUGUAGAAGAGUCUGGUUGGGUCUUCUACUCGCAUUGUGCCUGCAAUAAAUUAACACUUGAUUCAUU